Molecule: messenger RNA, 4923 nt
Organism: Didymodactylos carnosus
Lineage: Eukaryota; Metazoa; Rotifera; Eurotatoria; Philodinida; Philodinidae
Source: the annotation of a GenBank genome assembly
AUGGAAUAUGCAGUUUUGCCUGAUCAUCUUGAUAUAAUGUAUCAGGAUUGCAUAUUGUCACCACAACAAUAUGUUCGAUUAUUAAACAACAAUGAUACUAACGUAGAGGAUUAUUUGUAUUAUUGUUUAAGAGUUGAACAGGACAAUAUUAAUAUUAAAUAUGAUCAAUGUUUCGAUGAGAUUAAUAAUAGAAAAAUAUCAUUUAAAAAAUUGAAAGAAUUGAAUAUAACUAAUGAGGAGUUAUUUCAGUGGAAUAUACCCGUUGAUCUAAUUAGUUAUUAUUCAAGGUAUAACAAUGAUGAUAAAUUUGAGUUUAUAUGCAAUUGUUCGUUAUCGUCUAAACGCUACGGUCGUUAUUGUGAAUAUACAUAUGGCGACUCUUCAAUAGGAUUAGAUAGUUUUGAACAAUUAAUUAAUGGAUACGCCAAUCGUAUGCGAGAUCUUCCAGUCAAUCGUAGAUCCGAAUGUUAUCCAUUUGUAACAAAACUUUGUUCUCGUUGUAUUGAUUGGCGCGAUAUUUGUGAUGGAGAAUGGGAUUGUAUGAAUGGUGAAGAUGAAAAACAAUGUCGACAAGUAGAAAUGAAUGAAUGUAAUUUUGAAACUGAGUAUCGUUGUAGAAAUGGUUUAUGCAUCAAUCGACAAUUCCUGUUCGAUGGUGACAUGGAUUGUCUUGAUACAACAGACGAACAAAAAUCAUUAGCAGAUGGAAAACACUAUGAUUAUCAGUCAUGUUAUAAGACAGCAACAAUUGACUGUCAUGAGCAUUUUUGUUCCAAAGAUUUAUUUUCAUGCGGUGACGGUCAUUGCUUUAAAUGGGACAUACGUUUUGAUCUUGAGUCGAGGUGCAAAAAUCGCCAGGAUAGUUUACACGUAUGUGAAUUGAAAUCAUCUUGGACCAUGAAAGAUGGUCGUUGUGCUUAUGCAGCUGAUGAUGCCGAAUUUAUGGAAUUUGAGUCUGAAAAUGAUCGUUGUUUAAAAUUGAUCAAAUGCGCCUUGCUAAAUGUCAGAACGGUAUGUCAACCACGAUCAAUAUUUGAAUUUCAAGAACAGGCAUUUCGAUAUGUUAUUGAACAAUGUUUUGAAAAUAACGAGACAAUUUAUAAGCAUUCAUUAUCAGCAUACGUUUUGUCACCAUUCAUACAAACAUACACACUAUAUAAACAAUUUAGCUACUUGGGUCAUAUUGAUUUAUUACACAGACAAAUGGCAGCUCGACCGGGUCUAUUCUGUUUCAACGGUACAUUUACAUGUCGAGGUAGAGAAACGAUACGUGAUUUGAAUAAAGAAAAGUAUUGCGUAUAUUAUGAUGAUAUUUAUGAAAAACAAUAUCCAUAUCCACCAUUUGAAUAUUUAUUUUGUGUUCACAAAAAUGCAACAACAACAGGAGAUCCUGAUUAUUGUAAUGAUACACAAAACUUUUAUUUAUGUUUAUUAUCUGGCGAAUGUAUAUCAAAGUAUCGUUUACUAGACGGAUUUAUUGAUUGUAUAGAUCAAUCCGAUGAAAACUUUACAUUACAUCAAAAUUUAAAUACAAAAUAUUUACACGAUAAAUAUAAUUGCGAGAUAAAAACAAAUGCAAUGAUUAUGGCACAUUUUCUUGGUGAUGGCGAUAAACAAUGUCCUGAUGGCACAGAUGAAAUGAGUCUGCGAUUAAAUUGGCAAAGUUUUCAAUGUCAACAAGUGAACACAUUUGCUUGUGAUUUAUUAAAUAGAUACAAAACUCAAAUUUCACAAAUUUUAAUACCAUUCAAUAGUUUAUGUAAUUCCAUUUGGGACAUGCGCAAUGGUAUUGAUGAACAAGAAUGUCAUGAUUGGAUAUGUGAGGAUGAUCAGCUAUGGAUUAAAUUUAACAAUACGUAUAAUGUAUCAUCAGUUUGGAAUGGAAAUUGCAUUUUAAACGAAUGGAAAUGUGAUAGAGACUGGGAUUAUCCGGACGGAAGUGAUGAGAGGGAAUGCUAUUCUAAUAAUCUGAGAGAUGAAGAAUGUCGAGAAAAAAUUUCUGGAUUUUACGCAACUUGUCGAAAUAAAACUAAUCAAGCACUAAUAUCAAUACCUUGUGAACAAGUAGGGGAUGGUAUUAUUGAUUGUGCUGGUGGUUUAGAAGAACGAAAUGUUUUUGCUUGUUCAGAUGGUUAUCCAUUAAAUAAUCGUCUGUUAUGUGAAGAAACUGGUACAUGUAUAGAAUCAAUGAAUUUAUGCGAUGGUAUUCUGCAUUGUCCAUCAGGUAUUGAUGAAUCAAUAGCAUGGUGCAAUGAUGGUAGAAACGUUAAGUUAAAUUGUCAACCAGGUACAUUUGCCUGUCGAAUACCUGCAAACGAUUAUGGACCAUGUAUAUCACUAACGAAACGUUGUGAUAGUAAUGGGGAUUGUACACCAGAAAAAUCAUACGGUUGGGAUGAACUCUUUUGUUUACCAUCAAGAGAUAAUGUAAAGAUGCGUUAUUUAUCAUCGAGCAAUAGCAUCGAAGAACCCAUAAUACAACCAGGAGACGCUAUGUCAUCAUUUUGGCUCUGUAAUAAUGGUUUGGUUGUAAAACGUCAUAACUUUCUAAGUUGCCUAUGUCCACCAGCAUUUUACGGUACAUUUUGUGAAUUCCACAAUCAUCGUAUUACAAUUGUAUUUAUGAUCAAUACUAGUACAGUGAUGAAUUUUUCAUCACAAAAAACAAAAAUUCAUUUAACACCUAUUAUACGAAUUGGCAUAUUAUUAGAAUAUAAAAAUCAUACAAUUGAUCAUUUUUUUACAAUACAUAAUUUUCUUAGACAACAUCAAUUAUAUAAACGUCGGAUCUAUUUAAACUAUCCACAAUCAUUAUUAAAAAAUAUUCGACAAGCAACAGCAAAUGAUUAUAAAAUUCGAUUUCUACACUAUAAUAUCAAUGAUACGAAUAUUGAAUUAAAAUCUGUUUGGGAAUAUGAUAUUAAAUAUCCAUUUUUACCAGCAUAUCGAUUAACAACACUAUUGACAAUUGAUAUUAAACAACGAUCACAGUUCGAUAGCAGCAAACGAUGUCAUCGAAUAGUGAAUAAACCCAAUGAAUAUUAUUGUGAAAAAAUUUUAUCUCCGUGUAAAAACGAUACAUGUAAUACAAAUAGCCUAUGUUUUCCUACGUUUUAUCAUACUGGACAAUACCAUUACUUUUAUUGUCUUUGUUCAUUAUCUUAUUAUGGUAUUACAUGUCAUUUACAAACAAAUAAAAAUACAUGCCAAUUGUGUGAGAAUAAUGCAACAUGCUUAGCUUAUAUGAAUCAAUAUUAUCAACAUGUUUCAUAUUGUCUUUGUCAAUCAGGAUAUUUUGGAGAUUAUUGUAAACAUUCAAUGGCUCAAUUAAUUAUUCAAUCAAUGUCAUCUUUUAUCGGCACAGCAGUUGUUCAGUUUAUAAAUCCUAAUAUGAAAACAAUGAUACUUGAAAUAAAAAGUCAACAAAUAAUGGUGAAUAACGUACUCGUUUUUAAUGAUUUUUAUUUACCAGCAAUAGGUCUAUUGAAAAAUUAUAGUAAUGAUGGAUUAGACAGUUUAUCGGCAUUAUAUUAUUCUACUACUAGUAAAAAUAUAUCUCAUAUGAAUAUAAGUAAAAUAACAAAAUGUUUUCAUGUACAUGAUCUAAAUUUAAUUCCGAAAAAUUAUUCAUCAAUAAGUGAAAUAAUACGAACAUUAAAAGAAUAUCACCGUCCAUGUCAUCAAAAUCAUUCGUCCUCGUUAAUAUGUUUUUAUGAUCCACAAUUGUAUUAUUUAUGUUUUUGUAACAGUACCACUUAUCGUGCAAUAUGUUUUUACUAUGAUUUUAAUUAUGAUCGUUGUCAAUUUUGUUUAAAUCAAGGCCAAUGUUUUAUAGGCGAAAAACGUAUGAACUUCGAGAAUUUUAUUUGCCGUUGUCCAAAAUGUACCUAUGGAUCCAUAUGUCAGUAUCGAACAAAUCAAUUUGCAUUUUCAUUAGAAAUUCUAUUACAAAAUGAUGAUUAUCAAGCAAAAAUGAAUGAUGAUAACGUGGAAGAAGAAAAUAUGAUACCAGAAACGAGAAAUUUGUCAAUUUCAACAAUAAUAUGGUUAUCCAUUGCAAGUUUAAUGGUAUUCGUAGGCUUUAUUAGUAAUUUAUGUACAUACGUUACAUUAGUACAAAAAAUCAUUCAACGUUCAAUUAUUGUAAGGUAUAUUAUGAUCAUAUCAAUAAUAAACCAACUGGCACUUGUUUAUUUACUUAUACAAAUAUUAUACAUUAUUUUAAAUCAACAACAAAAUAUUAUUUUAUGCAAAUCAACAUCCUAUCUGUUACUAUGUUUUACAUACUCAAGCAAAUGGACAAUUGGUUUAUUAUCAAUGACUCGUGUACAUAUGGCACUGAAAAUGAAAGUAAACAAUAAUAUAUUGACAAAAGUAUCAUUCAAAGAAUAUUUACUAUUCAUAGUAAUUAUUCUUCUCGUAUUUAUUACAACAUCGUUUGCUAUUGUCUUUCGUCAUCCAACUGAAAUGAUAAUUACUAAACAAUUUGUUUGUAUUCUUGACUAUCCAACAUCAUUAUGGAAAACAAUCGAAAAUAUUCAUGUAUAUAUAAAUCAUUUAAUACCACUUACGAUGAACUUAUAUGCAACAAUUAUUGUUAUUUAUACAGCAGCUCGAAGUAAAGCAAGAAUCCAUGAACAAAAUUUACAUUCAGCUAUCUAUAAACAACUUAAAGACAGAUAUGAAUUGUUACUUAGUCCAUUGUUAAUGAUUCUAUGUUCAUUACCACAGUUGAUGCUUGCCUCCUUUAUUGAUUGUCAACAAUGGCAAAAAAUAUGGCUAAGAAAUCUCAUUGUUGGUACUUACUUGUUUUCGUAUUCACCACAAUUAAUGACAUUUAGUCUGUUUAUAAACCCAUCAAAAGUCUUUAAGCAUGCAUUUAAAAGUUCAAUGAUUGGAAGAAUACUUAAAAGUAACUAUUAA